UUGUUUUGUGUUGCUCUGGUGAACAUCUCUGAGUGUUUCUUCCUGUGGUUUUGUCUUCCCGUGGAUUACUCUUGGACUGUUUAUUCUCUUCGUGAUUCUUUGCUGCCUGUCCUGGACUGUUUGCUAUUGUGGACUGAUUUAUAUUGGAUAAAAACACAGUGAUCACAGUUUACACCUGCAGUGAAGCCCCUCCCACAACAAUUCACCAAUAAAUACUGGGAAUAUUCCCAUCAUCCUACAAGAGAAGGACAAACUCCAGGAGAAGCAGCUGAAAUCUGUGUGACUGUUAAAGAUGGAGUUUAUUAAAGAGGAGACUGAAGACACGACUGAUCCAGAACCAUCCAUAAAACAUGAAGAUACUGAGGAACAAACAGACCAGGUGAGAGUGAAAGAACAAAGACAAGAACUGAAUGAAGUGGAGGAGGAACAUCAUAACUUUACAAUUCAAAGAACAAAAGCCAAAAAGACGCACACCUGCACUCAGUGUGGAAAGAGAUUCACAGAGAAAGGAAACCUUCACAUGCACAUGAGAAUUCACACUGGAGAGAAACCGUAUACAUGCACUCAGUGUGGAAAGAGUUGCACACGGAAAGUACACCUUAACACACACAUGAAAAUUCACAUUAGAGAUAAACCGUAUACAUGCACUCAGUGUGGAAAGAGUUUCAGAGAGAAAGGAAGCCUUAACACACACAUGAGAAGUCACACUGGAGAGAAACCACAUACAUGCACUCAGUGUGGAAAGAGUUUCAGAGCGAAAGGAAGCCUUAACACACACAUGAGAAGUCACACUGGAGAGAAACCACAUACAUGCACUCAGUGUGGAAAGAGUUUCACAGAGAAAGGAAGCCUUAAGAUACACAUGAGAAUUCAUACUGGAGAGAAACCGUAUCCAUGCACUCAGUGUGGAAAGAGAUUCUCUCGACUAUCAACUUUCAAUCAUCAUCUGCUCAUUCACUCUGGAGAAAAGCCAUUUAACUGUGAUCAGUGUGGUAAAGAUUUUAUUUCAUCAUUACAACUAAAAAAACACCUGAAAGUUCAUUCAGACGUGAAGCCUCAUGUGUGUUCUCUCUGUGGAAAGAGUUUUUCACGUCUUGACAGUUUUAAACUGCACCAGAAAACACACAAUGAAGUGAGAGAUUAUAUGUGCUUUGACUGUGGGAAGAGCUUUACUAGAGCUGAGCAUUUGAAACUGCAUGAACGAACUCAUACUGGAGAAAAACCUUACAAGUGCUCAUAUUGUGACAAGAGUUUCACUCAGGGUGGAAACCUGAAAUCACACGAGCGAAUUCACACUGGAGAGAAGUCGUAGGACUGUACUCAGUGUGGAAAGAGUUUCAAACAUUCAAGUAGUCUAGUGACUCAUAUUAGAAAGCAUUGUCCUGUGUCAAAGUGAGCAAAUUUUUUUUUGUUAGAUUCACAUAAAGUAAAUGUGUAGUUAGUUAACUAAUAAACGAGUGUUGCUGUGAAUGCCA
This is a messenger RNA of Pimephales promelas (fathead minnow), 1475 nucleotides long. NCBI's taxonomy places the organism in Eukaryota, Metazoa, Chordata, Actinopteri, Cypriniformes, Leuciscidae. The record is from RefSeq and is a predicted model, not a curated record.